Messenger RNA from Phalacrocorax carbo (great cormorant), 1534 nucleotides. The record is from RefSeq and is a predicted model, not a curated record. Lineage: Eukaryota; Metazoa; Chordata; Aves; Suliformes; Phalacrocoracidae.
GCGCAUGCGCUUUGCUCCGGCUGCUGGGCGUUGGGGCGGGUGGGGAGCGGUCGGUGCCGCCCCGCUGAGGUGGCGGCGGCGGGAAGAUGGAGGCGGGGGCGCUCGGCGGGCCGGUGCUGCCGGGCGCUCUCGCCCUUCUCCUCGUCCUGCUGCUGCUGGUGGCCGCGCUGCGCCGCGCCGCCCCGCCGAGGCCCCUCGCCGCCCCGCCGGAUGGCCGCAGGGUGAACGGCGCCGCCACGCCGGAGGAGCACCGGAAGGCGAAGCUGCCGGCGCGGGCCCGGAGGGACAAACCGCAGCAGCAGCAGCACAGCUUCGCCCACAGGCUGCUGGUGGCCUCCCUGAAGGGCCACAGCGGCUCCGUCUCCUGCCUAGACUUCAGCAGCAGCGGCAAGUACCUGGCGUCCUGCGCUGACGACCGGACGGUCCGGCUGUGGAGCACCCGGGACUUCACGGCGCGGCAGCACCGCUGUCUGCGCGCCAACGUCGAGCUGGACCACGCCGAGCUCGUCCGCCUCAGCCCCGACUCGCGGGCAUUCAUUGUUUGGCUGGCGAAUGGUGAGACUAUCCGUGUCUAUAAAAUGAUUAAGAAGGAUGAUGGCAGCUUCACCUUCACUGCAACUUCUGGAGACUUCCCAAAGAAGCACAAGGCUCCUGUCAUUAACAUAGGAAUUGCAGAGACAGGAAAGUUUGUCAUGACAGCUUCUAGUGACACUACCAUCCUGAUAUGGAGUCCAAAGGGUGAUGUCCUGGCCAGCAUUAACACUAACCAGAUGAACAAUGCCUACGCCGCAGUGUCGCCCUGUGGAAGGUUUGUGGCAUCCUGUGGCUUUACUCCUGAUGUGAAGGUGUGGGAGGUGUGUUUUGGCAAGAACGGAGACUUCCGGGAGGUGGCCAGGGCUUUUGAGUUGAAAGGCCACACCGCUGGUGUGCAUUGCUUCUCUUUCUCUAAUGAUUCGAGGAGGAUGGCGACUGUUUCGAAGGAUGGGACAUGGAAGUUCUGGGACACAGACGUGGAAUACAAGAAGCAACAGGAUCCUUACCUGCUUCUGACGGGGAAGUGUGAGGUGACGGAGCCUUGUCGCAUCGCCCUGUCCCCUGAUGCUCGAGUCGUCGCCAUCUCCAGUGGCACAGACAUUGUUGUGUACAACACAAGAAGAGGGGAGGAGGAGGAGCGUUUUCUGGGUGUGCAUGGACGGUGCAUAAUGGACUUGGCUUUUGACACCAAUAGCCGCUACCUGGUGUCAUGUGGGGACCGGGCCAUCCGCGUCUUCCACAACGCUGCUGGUCACAGGGCGGUUGUGGAGGAGAUGGAAACCAUGCUGAAAAAAACUGCCAACAAAGCCACUCGAGAGAGGCUGGAGCAGCAGAUCUCCAGUGCCCGCAAAGCACUGGCCGCAAUCUAUGGCAAGAAGCACUAAUUCUCCUCCACAGUGGUGUGUCCCAGCUCUCUGUGGUCACAGGCAGCUGCAUUCUGCCGUGGGACAUUUUUUUUUAAUAACACUGAACAUGUUGUAAUAAAAGAGUGUGCAGAGUG